GCAGAUCACUCCAGCUGCCUGCUUUUUUAUACAGUUUUAAUCAGUCGUCUCCACUCUCCUCCCUUCUGCAAAAUUGCAAAUCACCACCAACCUCGCACCAAAAAGAAGGAAAAAAAAUUGUAAAUCUCCUUCUCCUUUCUCGCCCUCCUUUCCCUCCCACCCUCCCUCCCUCUCCAGCUCGCUCGCCCUGCCUCCCUUCCCUUGCGGCAGCCGCUCGUCUCUCCGACUGGGUGUCUCUCCGACGGGACUUAGCAACUUCUUGGUUAUUUCUCAGCCCCCUUUCCGUUUUCACCACCUUUUGCCAUGAACUGGACCGACAGACGCAGGGAAGGCUGUGCUUUCUGCCCCAGGGAAUGGCGGUUCGCUUCCUGGGGCCGGGUCGGGGAGGAUCGGCCGAGGAGAAAGAAAGAGUGAUGGAGAGAGAGCCGCACUAAGGAGAGGAAGGGGCACCUCCGUCGGCUGCGGAUCCCUAGCGUGCAGCAGCGCCCGGGAUGGCUGCGAGCUUGCUCCGCGUCCCCGGCUCCAGCUGCGACCCCCGCACGCCGGACGCCUCGGGCGAUCUUUAAAAUCCUGAAGUCGGGAGAGACCCCGGAGGACCGAAGUCGGGGGUGGGGCUGGAGCGGAGAAUGCAGCAAAGCUUUUCCAAGAGAGAAAAAGAGGAAGUCUGACCGCUUCUGCCUGUGCUAGCUUUUCACUGGAAGGCGUCUCUUUGCAGCAUCGAGCCUUCUCCAGGAGUUAUUCGAAAGCUGAAACUUUCAGUGCUCGCGGGCCUGGGAGCAGCAGGGAUUCCGAGGGUGGGAUUGCGAGAAGAGCGGGCGUGAGCGCGCGCCUGUGUGUGUGGGGGUGUGUGUGUGUGCGUGUGGCGGGGUGGGGGCGCCGGGGGGGCCCUCGGGGACUCCGCGAAGAGGGCGCACCAUGGCCGUGCCGGGCGAGGCCGCCCGAGUCGGGGCCACGCCGGGCAACCGCGAGGCGAGGCCGGCCCCAGCGGCGGGCCCCGCAUCGCCCCGGGACGUGGGCUGCCGAGGCUGCUGGGGCGCCCGGGUGCUGCGGCCGCUCCGGCGCUCGCGGAAACUUUCCUCGGCGCUGUGCGCGGGCUCCCUGUCCUUUCUGCUGGCUCUGCUGGUGAGGCUGGUCCGCGGGGAGAUCGGCUGUGACCUGGAGCGGAGUAAGGAGGCGGCGGCGGCGGCGGAGGAGGAAGCAGCCCAGGCAGCAGAAGGGGGCGUCUUCCCGGGGCCUCGGGGAGGUGCUCCCGGGGGCGGCGCGCCGCUCGGCCCCUGGCUGCAGCCCUCCGCGCUGCUCUUCAGUCUCCUGUGUGCCUUCUUCUGGAUGGGCUUGUACCUCCUGCGCGCCGGGGUGCGCCUGCCUCUGGCCGUCGCGCUGCUGGCAGUCUGCUGCGGGGGGGAAGCGCUCGUCCAGAUUGGGCUGGGCGUCGGGGAGGAUCACUUACUCUCGCUCCCCGCCGCGGGGGUGGUGCUCAGCUGCUUGGCCGCCGCGACAUGGCUGGUGCUGAGGCUGAGGCUGGGCGUCCUCAUGAUCGCCUUGACUAGCGCGGUCAGGACCGUGGCCCUCAUUUCCCUAGAGAGGUUCAAGGUUGCCUGGAGACCUUACCUGGCGUACUUGGCCGGCGUGCUGGGGAUCCUCCUGGCCAGGUACGUGGAGCAGAUCUUGCCGCAGUACUCCGGGGCGGCUCCGAGGGAGCAUUUCGGGUCCCAGCUGAUCGCUGGGACCAAGGAAGAGAUCCCGGUGUUUAAGAGGAGGAGGCGGUCCAGCUCCGUGGUGUCCGCCGAGAUGUCCGGCUGCAGCAGCAAGUCCCAUCGGAGGACCUCCCUGCCCUGCAUCCCCCGGGAACAGCUCAUGGGGCAUUCAGAAUGGGACCACAAACGAGGGCCACGAGGAUCACAGUCUUCAGGAACCAGCAUCACUGUGGACAUUGCCGUGAUGGGAGAGGCUCACGGCCUCAUCACUGACCUCCUGGCAGACCCGUCUCUGCCCCCCAACGUGUGCACGUCAUUGAGGGCAGUGAGCAACCUCCUCAGCACGCAACUCACCAUCCAGGCCAUUCACAAGCCCAGGGUGAACCCCAUCGUGUCCUUCAGUGAAAACUACACCUGCUCUGAUUCUGAAGAAAGCUCUGAAAAAGACAAGCUGGCUAUUCCCAAGCGCCUGAGGAGGAGCUUGCCCCCCGGUUUGCUGAGACGAGUUUCAUCAACUUGGACCACCACCACUUCUGCCACAGGUCUGCCCACUUUGGAGCCUGCCCCUGUCCGGAGGGACCGAAGUGCCAGCAUCAAGCUGCAUGAAGCACCUUCAUCCAGUGCUAUUAAUCCAGAUUCUUGGAAAAACCCAGUGAUGAUGACUCUCACCAAAAGCAGAUCCUUCACUUCAUCCUACGCUGUUUCUGCCUCUAACCAUGUAAAGGCUAAAAAGCAAAAUCGACCAGGUUCCCUAGUGAAAAUUUCACCUCUUUCCUCACCCUGUUCUUCACCUCUCCACGGGACCCCCGCCAGCAGCCCAGUCAGCAAAAUUUCUGCAGUGCAGUUUCCAGAAUCUUCCGACGCAACUGCCAAAUCAGGCCUAAGUUCUCACCGGGCCUUAACUUACACACAGAGUGCCCCUGAUCUUUCUCCUCAGAUCCUGAAUCCGCCUGUCAUAUGCAGCAGCUGUGGCAGACCAUAUUCCCAAGGGACUUCUGCCGAUGGGCCCCUGGAAAGAAGUGGGGCGGCCAUUCGGACACCAAGCAGAACAGAUGACAUCACUCAAGUUACCUCUGAUUAUGAAACCAAUAACAACAGUGAUAGUAGUGAUAUUGUACAGAAUGAAGAUGAGACUGAGGGCCCCAGAGAGGCUCUGAGGAAGACGUCGGCUUGCAGCACCUAUGCUCCGGAGACCAUGAUGUUCCUGGACAAACCAAUUCUUGCUCCUGAACCUCUUGUCAUGGAUAACUUGGACUCAAUUAUGGAGCAACUGAAUACUUGGAAUUUUCCAAUUUUUGAUUUGGUGGAAAAAAUAGGAAGAAAAUGUGGCCGUAUUCUUAGUCAGGUAUCAUACAGACUUUUUGAAGACAUGGGCCUCUUUGAAGCUUUUAAAAUUCCAGUUAGGGAAUUCAUGAAUUAUUUUCAUGCUUUGGAGACUGGCUACAGGGAAAUUCCUUACCACAACAGAAUCCAUGCCACGGAUGUCUUACAUGCUGUUUGGUAUCUCACGACACAACCUAUUCCAGGCCUCUCAACUGUGAUUAAUGAUCACGGAUCAGCAAGCGAUUCAGAUUCUGACAGUGGAUUUACACAUGGCCAUAUGGGAUAUGUAUUCUCAAAAAUGUAUAAUGUGCCUGAUGAUAAAUACGGAUGUUUGUCUGGAAAUAUCCCUGCCUUGGAGUUGAUGGCCUUGUAUGUGGCUGCAGCCAUGCAUGACUAUGAUCACCCAGGAAGGACUAAUGCUUUCCUGGUUGCAACGAGCGCCCCUCAGGCGGUGCUCUACAAUGAUCGCUCAGUCCUGGAGAAUCAUCACGCGGCUGCCGCAUGGAACCUUUUCAUGUCCCGGCCAGAUUAUAACUUCUUAGUUAACCUUGACCACGUGGAAUUUAAGCAUUUCCGUUUCCUUGUCAUUGAAGCAAUUCUGGCCACUGACCUGAAGAAGCACUUCGACUUUGUUGCCAAAUUUAAUGCCAAGGUGAAUGAUGAAGUUGGAAUAGAUUGGACCAAUGAAAAUGAUCGUCUACUGGUUUGUCAAAUGUGUAUAAAGUUGGCUGAUAUCAAUGGGCCAGCUAAGAGUAAAGAGCUCCAUCUUCAGUGGACAGAGGGUAUUGUCAAUGAAUUUUAUGAACAGGGUGAUGAAGAGGCCAGCCUUGGGUUACCAAUAAGCCCCUUCAUGGACCGUUCUGCUCCUCAGCUGGCCAACCUUCAGGAAUCCUUCAUCUCGCACAUCGUGGGUCCUCUGUGCAACUCCUACGAUUCAGCAGGACUAAUGCCAGGGAAAUGGGUGGAAGACAGUGAUGAGUCAGGAGACACGGAUGACCCAGAAGAGGAGGAGGAGGAAGCACCAAAUGAAGAGGAAACCUGUGAAAAUAAAGAAUCUCCAAGAAAGAAAAUUUUCAAAAGGAGGAAAGUCUACUGUCAAAUAACUCAGCACCUCCUGCAGAACCACAAGAUGUGGAAGAAGGUCAUUGAGGAGGAGCAGCGGUUGGCGGGCAUAGAGGACCAGUCCCCCCAGCAGCAUCCCUCAGAACAGAUCCAGGCCAUCAGGGAAGAAGAUGAAGAAAAGGGGAAGCAGAAAGGAGAGGAGACCCCAGCCCCAAAGCCAAACCAGUGACAAUGGAUAGAAUGAGCUAUGUUUCCAAACAGAGUUACUUGUCACACAGACUCUUUUCAAGCCAGCACAACACUUAGACACACACUGUAGAAAUACAAGAAGAUGGGCAAAUGGCGACGGCAUUUUGGGAUUCUUCGCGUUUUAUGUGUUUAUUUUUACAGUGAGGUACAGGAUUUAAGAAACUCUUGCUCAGAGAAGCUUUCACAUUGUAACACCAGCUUCCAAGGAUUUUUUUUUUUAAAGGAAGAAGUAUAUACGUGUGUGUGUAUAUAAGCUCUCACUUAGAUCCAUGUAAAACAUAUUCACAGACACACAUGCAAACACACAGACACUCUGAAAGCUGGGAUUCCUGGCCCCACAAUUUAAUAACGUUCAUAUUAAGAUAUAUAGUGGUCACUGUGAUAUAAUAAAUCAUAAAGGAAAAAAAAAUGAAGGAAAGCAAAUCACAAAGGAGAUGGUGCGGCUUAGCCCAGAAGCAGGACAGCAAAUGAAGUUAUGACUAAGGAGCGUUUGCUCUUAGUCCUGAGGGAUGAAAGUUCCAGAGCAUUGGUUGAAUUCUGGUACAUCCUGCCAACAUUGUAGGCGUGUGUGUGAGAUAGAAGUGAUGCUCAGGUGUAUGUACGUUUGUGUGCACCUAAAGAGGGAAUUGGCUUUGGUCGUUCACAGCAUGGCUGCAGCAGACAAUUCAGCACACAUGAACAAACAGGAUGAAGUGUGCUCUGGAGUGUCUCCGCCUCUAUUUGGCUUCAGCUGAAGCCCCUUUGCAGACGGAGGGAAUUAGCAGGAUGAGGGACAGGGCCACAGGUCUGGUUCUCCUGCUGUCACCAGCCUUAAGCCCGGAAGACUGAGGCAAUUUCCAGUCUAGUCGCCGAAUGAAUGUAUAGGAGCUGUUUGUGAGUCUGUCUGUCAUUCACCUAAGAUCAAUUCACCAUGGAAGGGGAUGGCAUUCUUUACACAGAAACACCUCAGAAGGAGCUGGAGUUGGGUCUUUUCAUCAGGUGAGAAUUCUAAAAGGUAGUCAGAGAAGACCUGGGAAAUGACUCUUCACUGGGCUCUCCCAUGUCUUAAUUUGCUGCAAAAUGUGUGGUAGAAAAAGAAAGGAAUGCAAACAGAAACCCACUCUGGGAUAGAUGGUGAGAGAUGAAGGGGAAAUUUUCCAACCUAGGGUUUGGUAUUUAUUGACAUAGUGAAAGCCUGAUUCUUGGAGGCUGUUGAAGGUUGGCUUUUAGUUGGCUAAAGUUGCACGGACAACCCUGUUGUAUUCCAUGAGGGGUGUGAUGGGGUGGCUUAUGUCUGCAACCUGGCCCAUUGUCAUGUUUCUUUUGGCAGGGAGGACUCAAGAGGGAUUUGGGGGGGAUUGGGCCAAUCAUUGAAAGUCUUUUUUUGUUUGUUUUUGGUUUAUCUACACUUGUUUAUGCUGUGAGCCAAACCUCUAUUUAAAAAGUUGAUACUCACUUUCAAUAUUUUAUUUCAUAUUAUUAUAUAUUUGUCAUUAAUAGUUACCUUGAUGUAAAUAUAAAGAUUUGUUUGUGUUUCUGUAGAUAGUUAACUUUUUUUUAAAGGGAAAAGGGAAACAAUUUUAUAAAGUUCUAUUUUAAUCACCAUUUUUAUACAUUGUAGCUAUCUCCAAGCCCAGUAAGAGUGAUGGUUCAUUUGCAUGAGGUCUAUGAACACCCACUCAUCUACCUGUUCUAAUUUAAAUAAUCAUCUGAUACAGUUAUUUUAUGCCAAUUAAAUGAGGAUGCUGCAAACAACGUUUUUUCACUAGUAAGUAACUUCGGGUAACUCUUGGAUCCGUGUCUCCCUAGCAAAAGACCGUCUUAAUCCUGAAUGUUUAUAAUCAGUGUCCCUUUCUUCCCAAGACUUUUUGCUUAUAACUUUUCCUUCAGUACAGUACAAUAGUCAAGCCUGUUCAUCAUCUAAACAACCUUAGCUUCAAGUAAAUCUAGCUUGUAAUUUCUACUUUUUAUUUCUUCUAAAAUCAUAGAAAAGAGUGUUUACAUUGAAAUGCCUUUGUUUCUUAUGAAUGGAUACUCUUCCCUUCUAAAACAAUGAUUAUACAAUAAUCCAUGGCAUUCUUAAAGUAAGGCAAAGAUAGUACAAUCAAAAAUAAAGUUUCAAGGCAACUUUCCCAAUAAGUAGGAAAAUAUGAAAAUGAUCAAAUGGAUGUAGAUUCUACCUAAAUGAGGUGUUUUUGUUUUUUUCUUUUUCUGGUUAAUACCAGGUCUUCAUUGUUUAGGACUUACUUUUUUUUUUUUCCCCCUUGUAUUGCCUGUCUGUCCCUAUGUUUGCAAAACUUACUGUGAGUCAAAUACAUUUGCCAAGCAAAUUUAACUAUUUUUCUUUCGUUGCAAAUAACAGAAGGAUUUAGAAAAGCACUUAUAUUCACAUACCUCUUGUGUCUAAUUAUUUAACAAAGCUAAUCUUUUCCCCUGCUCCAAAUGCCAUAAAUAUAAAAGUGAAGGGAAAGAAAUAGGUGCUGAGGAGGUUGACUGGCAGCAAAAUACUUCUGAAUCCAUAACCGUGUAUUGGUGGUUUCAUCAAAGCUCCAAUGUAGGUAACCCCAAGUAGGAGCCAACCUGGCUGCCAGAGGAGAAGUCUAAGCAUGUGGCCUGAUUUUCCUUUUGUUUGAAGUACGUGAAAUAAUGAUAGCCAAAGCAGUGAGAACCUCUUCAUUCCAGAAAUGUGCUCAUCAGUCCAGGCAGAUUAACCAUUUGUUCUUCCAAGAUAAAUUGUCCAUGUGUUAAAGCUAAAAGUCAGUUCAAAAAAAGGAAUGGAGAUUCAUCAAGUGUGUGACUUUCAGACACCCCCCACCUAUAUCCCAAAGGAUGCCGAGGGCCGUGAAAAGAUACUUUCUGCUAGUGAUGGUCUCCCUGUCCUUGGUGACAGCAAUAUUACAGUGUUCCCUUCCAGCUCCAAAGCUUACUUCCUGUGGUGCCAGUGUAUUUGUUGCGAUUUACUACAUUUUUAUAUGAGCCUAAUUAUAGGUGCCAUUAGAUAAACUCAGGUCUUACAAAGGAAGGAAUGUCUAGCCCUUUUACAGAGAAGGAGAACUGUAUGGACAGCCAUGAAGUUAAUGGUAGGAAAAGUAGGAAUUGGUGACCUUGAUGCUUGUGGUUGCUCUCUGUUCAGUAAAAGACCAGGUAUACAAAAUGUGUCACCAAUAUCAUUUCCUGCAUGCUGAUAGAAUGUCUUUCUGGUUAUCAGUCUAAGCCAACCCUGAGGAUAUAUUGUUUCCUUGGUGAAAACACCGUGUUAGCAUAUUUUAAAACUAUAAUUUGUUUUGGUAAUUUACAUAAGACCUGGUUUUGCUCUUAGUCGAAAAUGAAGACAGUAGCUCUGUAUAGGGAUUUAUCUAUGUUGGUCUUCAUCUGAGAAGUGAAGGAAUUUCCUCAUAUUAUGUUUAAGAAAAUAUCUACUUUCUAAACACAAAAAUCCCCAUUAUGUCUAUUCUGUUUUGAUGGAAUUCCAGAACAAAUCCUAACCAUUGCAGUCCCAGUAAAACUAAAGAUAAGGCAUUGUAUGUCAAGCAGGCUUCAUUGCACGUCUGUAUUGCCAUUUCCUCACGCCCUUGCCUCUCUAAGAUUUGCAGUGUCCCUGUCACCUUCCCAGAGAACUUUCAUUGAAGGUAAAAGCUGUGCAAAAGGCAUGAGACUCAGGCCUAUUCUUUGUUUAAAUGAUGAAAAAAUAUAAAUUAUUUUCUAAGUAAUAAAGAUAUGAAAAUUAUCAUUGUAAAUAAAGUCUAAAGUUUGAAACAACUGCUUUACAAACGUGAACUAUUUGUGUUAUGGACAACUAGCAAAUGAUGAGUCAAAAAAAACAAUUUCUUUUCUGCUUUAGGAGGUAUCUUGGAUGCUUUCAUGUUAGUUUAGGGAUCUCCACUGUCCUUGUCAUUUACAAAAUUUCUAAAAUAAUAGUGAAAGCCACAAUAAGGGUCUUAUAAUCCUACUCUUCCAUUCUAAGUCUGAUUCCUGCUUAAUACUUUUCCUUUUUUCAAACUGGCAGACGACUCCAGUAAAACAGAGUCUGUACACUUUCAUAGUCUAGAGUUAAUAUAAUUCUCCAUGUAAUAAUCAGCUAGUGAAUGUGGGGGAAAAAAAUCAAUAAAAUUUCAAAUGCUAAUAGCUCACUUCCUGAUAUCUGAGUACUACAAUGUCUAUAUACUCUCAGACCAAACUGAAUUCCUUUCAUCUGCCUUCUGUCCUAAUAUGCAGCAGAAUACUGCAUAACCAUUGUUCUAGGUCAUUCAUUUCUCUCAUGAUUUCUCUAUGAAAUAAAAGCAUGACCUUGCUGAUACUGUCUGUCCACCCAAAUGGAACUCUAGGCGACCAGGGUCUUUCCUGGUGAUCCAGUGGUUAAGACCCCAUGCUUCCAAUGCCGGGGGGCCUGGUGUGGGUUCAUUCCCUGGUCGGCAAAGAAAGAUCCCACGUGCUACCCUGCAUGACCACACGCUCCCUACCCCCUGCCAAAAUAGAACAAUUGGCCAUUUUAGGUGACAGACAUUCUGGAAUUAAACUAUGCUUAGCAUUUCUAAUCAGAGGGAACUAUACCAGUUUUAGGUCUUAUAUUCAUUUGUUCCUCCAGAAAAUACUCAAAUUCUUAUUGUGAAUUUGGGGAUAAAGUAAUUAACUAUAAGCACUGAGUCAAACUAUAAGCAGUGCAUUAGAUAAUGAAUUUAAAUUGAGGUUUGCAUAAGUAUUUGUGGUUUCUCACUAGUGAGCCAUGGCUUGAGAAGAACAAGGAUGUGUUUUUCAAUCUAUAUUAUGCACCAGAGAUGUUAGCUAAUUUGUGCGGCCAUGUAACAUAUUUCAUUUGUUAAAAUGAUGCUGCUUUUACCUCAUCUGAACUGAUCUUUAUGUUCACACUAUCAAAUCAUUCUAACAGCAGGUUAACAAUGGUGACAAAAAAUAAUUGAACGUUUUGUUGUUAAAUAUGUCUGAAUAUAGAAAACUGAAGAUUAAGGCAUUAUUUAGUUGGUGAAACUCAAUAUCAUGAUCCAAAAAAUACUGAUCUGGUAUAAGUUGUUUUUAUAUUCCAUACGGUAAGACUAUACGAAAUUUUGACAUGUGCUUAAGGCUCUUAUGAAUCCAAAAUCCCCAUCUAAAGGCAGCUAGUUAUUUUCCCUGUCAUACUUAUAAGGUUGAUUAUAUAGAUAGGCAUUAGUAUCAUGGAUUUCUACAUCCCUGAGGAGUUAUGGAGCAAAGAAGAAAAGGCAGGCCUUAUUAUUGAUAAGAAUACUGAAUAUGUCCACGUUCAGACAAAUUUUCUCAAUUGUUUCACAUUAAGAAGUGAUUCUUUAAUCAUGCACAUAAUUCAAACAAAAAAUGUUUCAAAGAGAAUAAUAUUAAAUCAUCAUACAUACCAUCAAGAAUAUUAAAUUUCAGUAUUUGAAACAAAGCUUUUAACACUUCUAAUCAAUUAAAAUGAAACCCACAAAAUGAUAUUUCAUAGUGUAGAGAUGCUAAAUGUUUUGAUAUAAUCAGAACUACUAUUAUGUAACAGAAAACUAGAAAAAAAUAUUUAAUUCUUUUUCUAAUACCCUGUAUGCCUCAGGGAGGAAAAUAUUUUAUGAAGAGUCUAAUAAAUACAUGAAAUAGAUAAAAAUAAAUUUAGUUCCCAUAAUUUAAUUAGAUUUAGGGUAUAGAGUCUGAAUUAUCCCAAGAAAGAGAAAUGCAUUAUCUAGCAAUUUGUCGUGGUUUAGGUUGUUUUAAGAUAAAUGUUAGUCACUCAGGCGUGCCCAACUCUGCAACCCCAUGGACUGCAGCCCACCAGGCUCCUCUGUACAUGGGAUUUUCCAGGCAAGGAUACUGGAGUGGAUUGCCAUUUCCUUCUCCAGGGGACCUUCCUGACCCAGGGAUCAAACCAGGGUCUUCUGCGCUGCAGGCAGAUUAUUUACCAACUGAGCUAGGAGGGAAGUCCUUGUUUUAAGAUAAAUGAUUUACCAAUGUAGAUUGUAUUUCACUAAAUUCUAACACAGUUAAGAACCCAAAUACUUAUCUUCAUUACUGAGAAAAAUUAAAUCUUACUAAUCUUUCACAGAGCAAGCACUGACCAAUCAAUAAACCACACACACUACAUUCAUCUGCCAAGACUGAUCAAAUAAUAGGUUAAAAUUUGAAAUUCACAAAUAUAAAAAUAAUUUAAAAAGUAUUUUUAAAGCAUAAAUGCUUUAAAAUUUUGGUGUCAGUAGAAAUACCUAUUUCAGAUGAAACACACAAACUCUUUGACCAAAAAAAGUCAAAUUAUAGGGGAAAAGUAUAACUUAUUUCCAAUUUUACUUGUCUAACUCAAAAUCUGUACAGGAAAAAUCCAUCAGAAAUUCUCUUCUCCCAUGAUAAGGAGAAAGAGUACUUUCACCUCGUUUUAAUGCACCACACCUAGUUUCAUCUUGCAGCCCAAUGGUACUGAAAACCAAAAAAGAAAAAAAAAAAAGCAGUGGAUUGGGAGUGAACACUGCAUAAAACUUGAAGGCUCAUCCCAGGACCCCUCUCCAUCUUUUUUGUGGCAAACCAAUUUAGUUCUUAGUUACUCUAGAGCAAAGGGACUUAAUGGAUCCAUAUUUCAACCCUGACUUCUUUCACAGUCAGCACUUACACACACAUUUUGCAAUGUGAACUAGCCCUUAGCUGCUUGAAUACUUUUUGAAGGGAGGGAUUUUUUUUUUUAUUCUAGUAAUUUUUCUUGCUAUAUAAUAACAGAAUAUUCAUAUAGUUUAAUGUGAAAUUAAAAGUAAUUAUCUAAAGAUGUUUUCUUUGUGUAUAUCAGUUGUUAGUUGAUAGAAUUUUCCAUCACUUUUCUUUUGAGAAUUGAUCAUAUUUAUGACUCAAAAAUGCAUAUUAUACCAGAUAUUUCAUUUUAGCUAUGUAUAAGCAUAAUCCAGUACUACAGUAUUUCUAUCUUUAAAUAACAACCCUGACAUACCUAUUUAUCACCUGUCAGUGGAGUUUCAAUGGCUUGACGUUAAGUAUAUAUUUGUUAAUUAGUUUAAAAAAAUCACUAUUUUAAUACUCUGUAAAAUAUGUGCAUGGGAUAUUUUGCUAUAUUUGCUUAACUGGUGCAGUUUUUGCCAUUUAUGAAUGUCAGUUCAUUUCCUAAUACAUUCUCACAGAAGAAUGCAUACCAUUUCUAUUUCAACAAGAAUAGUGUGUUAGUUGACAAGCACUGGAAAUAAAUUAUCUCUAAUUCCAAUUACCCCCUUAUAUUUCUUCCUACAGAUUUUUUUGUCAUACAAAUCACAAAAUGAAAUUGGUGCUCUUUCAGGUAUUCUGAAAUUCACAAUGCAAAAUAAUGAAAACAGGACUCUCCCUGGCUUUUUAUAAUAAUAUUAAGAUAUGCAACUGAAAGAACUUUAAUUCAGAGUACUUUGGGUUUUGACUGGUUUGGUUAAAUUGAUUUGGGUUUUGGUGUUAAAAUAUGUUGUGAUUCUUGGUGGGGCAGUUGCUCUGAUCAGUCAUUACCUCUUCCUGACAAAAACUUUCAUUGGAAAGUUCAAAUUAGCAUGUCCCAAGUAUUUGUCUCCAUAUUAUUUUUAAACCAGAGAGUAUUGGAUUAAUUUAAUUUAGUAUUCCUAAAAAGCAAUAUUUUCAAAUAACUACCAAAGUAACACUGUAAGGGAUGUCAUUUGUACAUGAUGAUUUUUAACAAUGUAAUGCUCAUCAAUCUUGACCAAACCUGAAUAUGUUUGUUAAUAACUUUCCAAAUUUAUCAACUUUUAAAAACAAGAGAAUGAGGCAUUGAACUUAAGUGAUCAUUUUGCAGUUGAAAUAAAUCUUGUCUUCUCACCUGUAUCUUGCACUUAAUAUAUGUAGCAAUACUUUGUAUUGUCCUAUAACAAGUAUUUGUUAAGUGACUUAGUUAAUGACUGAUAAAUGUUUUGUAAAAAGUAGAAUCUGUACAGAAAAAAAAAUUAGAUAAAUUGUAUUUAUUUUUAUUAUUUUUUAGCUUAGACACUAUAAUGAUGCUCCUUUUUGGCCAGAAUUACUGGAAGUGCCUCUUGGUUUUAUAUAUAUAUAUAUAAAUGUUAUAGUAAAUAUAUACUCAAAAUUAUUAGAAUUGUGUCACAGAUGAUUGAUGUGGAUGUUACAAUGUGAAGACAAUGUAUAAUAUAAAUAUUCUGUGGUAUCAUG
Messenger RNA from Cervus elaphus (red deer), 12434 nucleotides. RefSeq names its product phosphodiesterase 3A (gene PDE3A). Lineage: Eukaryota; Metazoa; Chordata; Mammalia; Artiodactyla; Cervidae. The transcript has 16 exons. Bases 916 to 4308 code for a protein of 1130 amino acids. Gene Ontology annotation, cellular component: cytosol. The record is from RefSeq and is a predicted model, not a curated record. Gene Ontology annotation, biological process: oocyte maturation; positive regulation of oocyte development. Gene Ontology annotation, molecular function: 3',5'-cyclic-AMP phosphodiesterase activity.